Bufo gargarizans (Asiatic toad) is the source of this 1091-nucleotide messenger RNA. Its product is annotated as sulfate anion transporter 1-like. Bases 432 to 1091 code for a protein of 219 amino acids. Lineage: Eukaryota; Metazoa; Chordata; Amphibia; Anura; Bufonidae. The transcript has 4 exons. Gene Ontology annotation, molecular function: bicarbonate transmembrane transporter activity; secondary active sulfate transmembrane transporter activity; oxalate transmembrane transporter activity. Gene Ontology annotation, biological process: transmembrane transport. Gene Ontology annotation, cellular component: membrane. The record is from RefSeq and is a predicted model, not a curated record.
CCUGUAAUAGGAACACAGCUAAAUAAACAUAUGUACUUUGAACCUCAUCUUCAUAGUUUGAUAUAUGUCAAUGAGCAGACUCUUAGUGAAACCUUCUGAAGUAACACACAGCAACACAACUCAGAAAUAUGGAGGUGUAUUCGAUCUUUAUAAGUUACAAGGACCACUAGUAUUGCCAAGAGGAAAUUCCAUAAGGUAACCUAAGGCAAUUUGUGAAAGAAUUCUGUGUCUACAAGUAGACCAGCCCACGAGUCAAGUCACAAUAAAGGUAACUCAUAUUCAGUGAAAGACUUGAGAAAAGGAGACAUCCUCCUGGAGAAAACUCCUAGGAUGAAGAAAAGCUAGCAAUUCUGCCAUUAUUUUUUGAGUUCUGUUAUUGUGGCGUGCACCAUCUUUAUUCUGCUGUGUUCAAUGAUACAAGCUCAAGAAAAAUGAGGUGUGAGACUGAAGAAACCCAAUUCGAGGACCAACCAACAUGCAACCAUAUACAUCUGGCAAGAAGAACAAAUAACCAUGUGAACAUCUCAAAGUCUCUAAAGACCAAAUUGAGAAACAGUUGCACUUGUAGUGCUAAAAAAGCCAAAAAGACCUUUACAGGCUUCUUUCCUGUAAUCCGAUGGCUUCCAAAAUACGACUUCAAGGAAAAUACAUGGGGAGAUGUAAUGUCAGGUUUAAUUAUAGGCAUUAUAUUGGUGCCUCAAGCUAUUGCUUAUUCCCUCUUAGCGGGUCUGCAGCCCAUCUACAGCUUGUACACAUCCUUCUUUGCCAACUUAAUUUAUUUUAUAAUGGGGACCUCUCGACACGUGUCUGUGGGUAUUUUCAGCUUAAUCAGCUUGAUGGUUGGGCAGGUUGUUGAUAGAGAAGUGCAACUUGCAGGUUUUGACCUGGAUGAUGAUGUUUUCAAAGAUAUAAAAGAUGGAAAUGCAACAGAUUUUAUCAUGAACAUUACAACGGUCAACAUUACACUUGGCCCUUUGAACAUGGAAUGUGGAAAGGAAUGCUACGCCAUCAGUGUUGCAGCAGCACUUACACUUACGGCUGGAAUAUACCAGGUAAGAUUCACUAUGGCUCUGCCACUCAUAUUACUUUAA